CUCACAUUCUCACGAUCUCGCAGGGAAUCUAAAACGUCUGUUGACACAGUCCAGAAAUCAUGACAUACGCACCAGGCUUCCGACCCGUUUCUCGCGAUCCUGCGGAGCUCCCUUAUGCAGCCACGGCGUUCGACAUCACGCUCGCUGACCUGCCGUUGCCAUCCUCCGAUCUGAUCGAAGAGGCUAAGCAGUCUCUGAGGCCCAUCCUGGGGAAACCCGUUUGGAAUCACUCUCAUCGAGCUUUUCUCUUUGGCUCGGCAAUCGCUAAAGGGAAACUCUCCGAUCACAUCGACUACGACGCUGAAUCCUUCUAUUUGGCGUGCCUGUUCCACGAUAUCGGUUGUGUCCCGGAGAAUAUAAAGAAGACCAAGAUGUCUUUCGAGUUCUGGGGCGGUAUCCAAGCUCGCGAGUGGCUAUCUAGUCAUGGAGCCAGUAACGACCUCGCCGACUCGGUCGCCGAAGCCAUCUUCCGUCACACCGACUUCAACAGCGGCAAGAUCUCCUCGAAUGGACAGCUCAUACAGCUGGGAACGCUUUUCGACAAUAUCCAUGCUCAUGAAGAACAUAUCUCUAAAGAUCUUGUCCAAGAAAUCGUCAAGCAGUACCCUCGACCGGGCUGGUCGAACUGCUUCGCCGGUGCAAUGCAGGAUGAAGUGGACGCGAAACCUUGGGCACACGCCACGGAGCUCAGAGAAUCGGAAAACUGGCCCAAGAUUACGAACAACGCGUUGGCAAAGGCAGAGUAA
Filobasidium floriforme is the source of this 746-nucleotide messenger RNA. Its product is annotated as cyanamide hydratase. The record is from RefSeq and is a predicted model, not a curated record. Bases 60 to 746 code for a protein of 228 amino acids. Lineage: Eukaryota; Fungi; Basidiomycota; Tremellomycetes; Filobasidiales; Filobasidiaceae. The transcript is spliced from 5 exons.